Messenger RNA from Cryptomeria japonica (Japanese cedar), 1236 nucleotides. RefSeq names its product fruit protein pKIWI502. The transcript has 3 exons. The coding region runs from base 72 to 1100 and encodes 342 amino acids. NCBI's taxonomy places the organism in Eukaryota, Viridiplantae, Streptophyta, Pinopsida, Cupressales, Cupressaceae. The record is from RefSeq and is a predicted model, not a curated record.
GAAAUUCUUAUCCCAAUGGGAGGAAGAGUUGAGGUAUUCUUGUGGCGAAGCAAACCUCCUCUGUUCUGGCUAUGGCUAUGGCGAUGUCUAUCACUUUAACGAGUACUGGUACUAGCUCUAUGCGCAGGGCAUUUGCAAUUCAACCGCCCCGGAUUUCUUCCCCAAAUCUUCUUCCUUCCUCUACCCGCAAACACACUGGGUUAAGACUGAUUGCAAAUGCAAGUGCAGUGAGCAGUGAAUUCAGGAUAACCGAACUGCCGCCAGUGGCAAAGGAGGAGUUUUAUGCUGCCUCGGUGCUGGACAUUGAAGAAGUCGCCCCAGGCAUCCGUUGUGUUGCUGUGGAAGCUGAAAUCUCCAGAGAACUGGUGCACAGAGAGGAUGCGUACAGGAGGGCUGGACAAUUGGCGAGAGUGAGAGUGGGAGAGAGAGAGUUGAAGGUGCCCGUGUGCAGCGCCCCCUUCUCGAGGGAUUGCAACUGGAGCGUGGUGUAUAAGGCGCGAGGAGACAUGCCUUCAGGGGCCAUGAAAGCGCCCAAUUCGACCUUGUCGGUGAAGGCGCCCCUGCAGCUGCACGUUACUCAGCAACAUCUGCCCGAUCUCUUCGCCCUCUCCCCGGGAGAUGAGCUGCAACUCGGCCCCUUUGAUGAGGCGUCGGGCCUCGAUCUGCGUCCCCUGCUCUUCAUCUCAGGGUUUCCAACAGUGCUAAUUUUCGCCUCGGGGAGAGGCAUUGCGGUGUCAAAGGCCAUCAUUGAGGCCAAUGAAGGAGACAAUGGCAGUAUUAAUUUGGGUUUCCGGGAAGAAGUGCGCCUCUAUUACUCUGCUCCUGAUCCAGCCCUCAUAGCUUACAAGGGCAAGUUUGAGGAGUGGGAGAAAAGGAAAGUAAAAACUCGAACUACUGUGUUGAGUAGAGGCGAGCAAGAAUGGGAUGGCUUUGUGGGCUCUUUCACUCAUCUUUGGGACGAGGAUGAUAUUGAAUACAAUCCAGAGACAACGGCAGCUAUUGUUUGUGUGGAAGAGGAUGCAAGGGAUGAAUUAAAGGAGCUGCUUUCUGGUGCCGAAAUUCCAGAUAAGCAAGUUUUAUAUUGGAAUGCCGCAUUGUGAUAUGAGAUGAGUUUAGCGGUGUAAGCUCAGGCAUCCUGUUGCUGCGAAAUAGAGUUAGGGAGUUCGUAUACAAGCUCUGUUUUUGACUCAAACCUUGGUGAAAAGUAUAAUGGUGAAAUUAUCAUAUUCAUGUCAA